CGGGGAGAACGCUGUCAUUAUACGAAGAGAGAACGCAGGAAACAGACGGCGCGCGUUUGUGUUUUUUCGUCGCGUUGUCAACUGUUCGUCUUUUUGCCCUUUUCCCCCCUUUUGCUCCCUGUCUUCCCUAGAAAAGACGCCAGCAAGUGCCUCUCUUCGCCGACCGCUCUCCCCGGGGGAACGGGGUGGGUCGCUCCUCUUUGCUUCUCUCCGUCACACUUCCCCGUCGAUUUUCGAGGCUUCUCUGUGGCGACGGUUUCGACGUUCCGCGGGAAGUCUUGGCUCGCUGCGGCCUGUCUCUUGCCCCUCUGCAAAGUCGGUUUUCUCUGCGGCGCUCCGGCACCCUCUUCCCUCUCUUUGCGGUACCUCUCCCCAGGUUUUCUUCGAAUCAACCUCUGUUCUCCCGUUUCUCCCCGCCGCAGUACGCAUCGCUAAACGACUCCCAGUCGAGUCUCUUCCGUACACUCUUCGCAGCUGUCGCUUCCUACCGACAAGGACGUCCCUAUAUUGACACACACAUAUACACAUAUACAUAUAUAUAUGCAUACAAAUAGAUGUGUACAUAUGUAUGCAUGUAUGUGUGAGAGCUGCUCUUUCUUUCACCUUUCUUUCUCUUUGUUUCGCCUCUCCAGCACCAUCUGACGCUCUCUCGGCGGUCUGUUCUUUUCUGCGUCAUCUCUCAUCUCUUCUGUGUAUCCCCUGUCCCCUCUUUCUCUGCCUCUGACUGACUUACCUCUUCCCUCUUCUCGCUCUGUCUCCUCUGCCUCUCUUCUUCGAGUUUUUUUUCCUCGGUCCUCUCUUUUUUCCAACUGGAAGGAAAUGGAGAGCGGGUCGAGCCGCGGCGGAGGCCCAGGAGGGCAGGGCCUCUCGACUUCUCAGCCUGUGAGUUCGCCUGGGAACCGGUCUGCUCUCCCGUACGCGGCUUCUCCCUUUGUCCUCUCUUCGACGUUUCCUUCUUCACAUCCGCUCCCCCUGGCGCCGCCGGCUUACUCUCCGAGUCGACCUCCGUACGGAACAUUCUUCGCAGAACCAGCUGUCUCUCCGUAUCGUCCGCCCUGCGCUUCUUCUGACUCGCAAACUCCUCUCCUCGCAGCUUCCUCAAAACCUACCUGUCCUCCAGAGAACGAGAAGUCUUCUCCUUUCCUGGGGCCUCCCUCAGACUCUUCUGGAGGCAAUGCGACCCCCUCCAUACCUUCUUCCUUCUCGUCGUCGGUGCCCUCUUCUCUUCCUUCUUCUCUUCCUUCCUCUCUUCCUUCCUCUCUUCCUCCUCCUCUCCCCUCUUCAAACGCGCCGUAUCCGUCGUUUUACCCGAUGCACCCGGGGGCGCGGAACGUCUAUUUUCCUGGCUACGGUCAACCGUGGCAGACGACUGGCGCGCCGCCGUCGGGACCUGCUGCCGUCUUUCCAGCGCAGAGACUUCCGCCGCAGACUCCUCCGGGACUCGGGCCGGCUGCUGCAGCUCAGGAGACGGGGGCUGUGCAUGCGAGGACUCCCUCUGUUCUUCUCUCUGGAGAACAGACGAGGCGAGAAGGCGAGAUGCUGGGCGCGGAGAAAAUGUCUGCGGGAAAGUCGCGACGACCGAGGGAAACGACAGGCAACAACGGACCGGAGCAGGGAACUGGACAACCUGAGAGAGCCGGACCGACGCAAGGCUUCGCCUUCCCCGGAUCUCAGGUGUACGUACACCCAGCGUCUCGGGGCGGGCCGGGCGCUGCGUUUCCGCAGAACGGAGGCGACACCCAAGGCUUCGCGGCAACAGGGGCGUUUGGGUCGGGAGGCGGUGGAACUUUUUCUUCGCAAUUCCAGCAGAGCGGUGAGACUCCGCAGAGCGCGACAGGCGUCGGGAGACCUGCCCCAGGAGGUGUCUGUACACCUGGCGGAGGCCCUGGAUACCCUUCUCCGUACCCCGGCUGUCAGGGUGGGUUCCCGCAGUACGUUUCGCCUCCUGCGUCGUCUUCUGCGCAGAUCUCUUCUUCGUCCUUCACGUGUGAAAAAAAGAGUCAGGCGGAAAGGACAGAGGACGAAGAACGGAGAGCGAAACGCGCGAAAGCCGAGCCUGGCGACGGCGUCUCUCCAGGUGCAUGCGGGACUCCGGGAGCGUCUCAGACCGCUGCGGCUGCGGAGCUGGGUUUCGCGCCGAACCGAGAAGAACGCGUUUCUGGACCUGUUGGAAACGAAGACCAGCGCGUCGCGAGCUUGCCUCGGAACGGCGCUCCAGUCCAAACACCCAAGACGGCGUCCUCUUCUGCUCACGCUUCUUCUGCCAGGCCGUCGUCCGUCCCCGCGUCGGCUUCUCACCCUUCUUCGCUCUCCUCUGGACUGCCUCCCUUGGAGGCUUUGCCGAUGGAUCAGCGCAUGGGGAGUCUGGUCGAGGACCUGGGCGCCUUCGGACUCGCUCAGUACCACUGCGACGUCUGCACGAAGGACAUCAGCACCGUGUGCCGCAUUCGCUGCGCAGAGUGCGAGGAUUUUGACUUGUGUGUCGCCUGCUUCUGCAUGGGUGCAGAGGUCGAGGGGAAGCCCCACCGAAACUCUCACAGAUACAUCCCGAUAGGAAGGAACGCGUUUCCUCUCCUCAGGCGCAACUGGACUGCCGACGAAGAGCUCAGACUCCUCGAAGGCGUUAGCAAAUACGGCUUCGGGAACUGGAAUGAUGUCGCGGACUUGGUGAAUAGCGUUGCGUUGACGGCGAAGACGAGUGCAGAGUGCGAGCAACACUACACAGAAGUGUACUUGAACUCUCGCACAUCGCCGCUUCCGGAUACUUCGGCACUGCUCAUGGGCCGAGACGGCGGCCCUCUGAAGCUGGCGGAAAUGGAGGAGGCGCAGAAGGAGCGUGGAACUCAGGAGACGUCGAAGACCGGCGAAGAAGAGAAAAAGGAAGGCGAAAACGCCGAACACGAUGAGGACGACGCGUCGCGACCAGCGGGCGGCGUUGCUCCGCCUUCGCGCGCAGGCACUGCGAAGCCGACUCACUCGAUUGUCGGCUACUGGCCUCUGCGCGGCGACUUCGACGUGGAGUAUGACAACGACGCAGAACUGAUUCUCGCCGACAUGGAGUUCAAGGAGGACGAAGCGGUGCAGGAGCGGUACUUGAAGUUGCAAAUCAUCGAAAUCUACAACAGCAAGCUCGACGAAAGACUCUACCGAAAGCGCACAGUCAUCAACAGGGGACUGCUGGACACCAAAACGCUGCACCAGCGAGAGAAGAAGCGAACGAAGGAAGAGCGAGACCUCCACAACCUGUUCAAACCUCUCGCCCGCUUCCACUCCGACGAAGAACAGGAACGCCUGGUGCAACUGCUGAUCGAAGAGAAGCGCAUUCGCGCCCGGUUGAGCAUGCUCCACGAGUGGAAAUCCCUCGGCCUCAAAACCGCAGACGACGUUGGGGAGUACGAGGGCGACAAGAGCUGGAGGGAACAGCUGCAGCGUUUCCGGGCCUCUGAGCUUUCUUCGCUCUUUUUCUCGGGCGGUUUGGCGAAUUUAUUUGCCAAGCACGCGACGGCGCAGCAGACGGGCAGGCCGCUGCCGCAUGCAGCCAGCGGCGCGAAACUGUGCAUGUCGCCAAGCGCCGCGGGGUGUGCUUACGCCGCCCCAGAGACGCCCUCGCCUGGCCCGACUGGCGGCGCGGGCGACACUCCGACCCACAGCAACGCGAGCAGUCCGAGCGCGGGGAGCGGCGCGAGUCUGUCGAUGCCUGUGUCGGUCGUGGAGAAAGGAAAUGGAGAGAAAGCGUUGGAGAAGGGAAAGCGCGAAGCGAAGGAGAAGGCCGACGACAAGGGCCGUUUCUUCAAGGGUGGCCGCAGCAGUCCCGGAGACAAAGAAGACGACACUCUGCCCAUUACAGCCUUCCCCGGCGCCGGCCUCCUGACGGAGAAAGAACGCGCCUUCUGCGAGGAUGCUCAACUGGCGCCCGUCUUCUAUUUGCUGGCGAAGCGUAUGCUUCUGCGGGAAAUGGCGAAGCACAAAAAAUUCAACGCUACCGAUUUCUCGAAACCGAUGGAACUGUACGUGAACCGAGUGGGGCAGCUGUACGACUUCUAUGUCAACGUGUCUGACUUCGCGCCCGCGGGUGUGUCGCCGAACAACACGGUGAGUUCUCGCGGUCCGGCGCUCGCCAUUUCGGGAAAUGCAGCUUCAGUGGUUUCACCUCGACCACCAGUGUCGCCACCAGCGAUGGGUUCCUCCGUUGGCGGAGCUGCGCCCGUGACUGCUGCUUUCUACCGGACGGUGGCUGGUGCGACACCUGGAAUCGAACCCGUCUACAACACAGUAAACGGCGGGGUGGCUCUCCAGCCUUCUUCUGGAUACGCUCACCCCGCAGUUUCUGCGAAGCAUGAUGCUGGCACUGGGCCUCUGUGCGGCUCUCCUCAUGGCAGAACGAAUCAGGGAGAUCUGGGUUUACUGACGGAGGCGCGGGAUGCGUGCUAAGAACUUCAGAAUUUCUGAGAUAAUGGGGUGCGAGCGAGAGGCGGUGGACUUGUGCUGUCCAGAAAGCGAAACGUUUGGCAUUGACGCUGCCGCAAGACAGGAAAUGUUCUGGGGUUUCACGCGAAACGCAUGACACGCAUGCGGGAUGUGUGUCACGGGCGAUAUACUUUCCCGGAUUCAAAAAAACAGUGACUCGGGAUAUUCCAGUUUUCUGGGGAAACAGUGCUUUUCCACAUCGCGAACCAAAACUCUUGCGAUCCUCAGUGAAAGGGGAACCACGUGCGCGUCGUCAGCUAAUCGGCUCUUGCACUGACACGACUUUGAUUGCCGGUUUUUUCAUUAUUCACGACCGGGAGGAGCAGAAGUGUUUUUCCUUAGUAUGGGUAAUUGCAGCGUCUUGAAUCUUGCUGACCACAUUGGAACUCACGCGUACGAUCGUUGCUGUUUCAGAAACGUCGCAUUCUGACGCAUUUUAGUAGAGCAG
Toxoplasma gondii ME49 is the source of this 4915-nucleotide messenger RNA. Its product is annotated as ADA2-A transcriptional co-activator SAGA component. The transcript has 10 exons. The record is from RefSeq and is a predicted model, not a curated record. Gene Ontology annotation, biological process: regulation of transcription by RNA polymerase II; chromatin remodeling. Gene Ontology annotation, molecular function: transcription coactivator activity; zinc ion binding; chromatin binding. NCBI's taxonomy places the organism in Eukaryota, Apicomplexa, Conoidasida, Eucoccidiorida, Sarcocystidae. Bases 820 to 4431 code for a protein of 1203 amino acids. Gene Ontology annotation, cellular component: nucleus.